AUGGCAGACAAACCACAAGAGACUAGGAUUGACGAUGUCGAGGAUUUGAAGACUCCUGAAGAAACAGGAAGUGUCCGUUUGCCAGUUCCCAGCAAUGAUCCCAACGAUCCUUUGGUAAGUCCUUCGUCUCGGCUGUUGGUAAUGCCAUCUGACGCAUUCGUANNGAAUUGGCCUUUGCCUGUGAAGAUCUCAGUGUACCUGACAGUCUGCUUCUUCACCUUCAUCGCCAAUGUGAAUGGCAGCAACUUUACUGUCGCCAUAGUGCCUCUUCGAAAACACUUCCAUCUCGAUGCUACGGAUGCGACUCUCCUGGUCGGACUCAAUGUCCUCAUGUUUGGAGUUGGUAAUAUCCUCUGGGUACCCCUGAUGCGUGUGCUUGGAAAACGACCGGUAUACCUCAUGGCUUUAACUGUUUUGACUGCGGCCAAUAUCUGGAGCGCCUUCGCACAAUCUUGGGGCAGUCUACUAGGUGGACGUAUGCUCAGUGGCGUCGGCGCCGCUUGUGCUGAUGCCACAGUACCUUCUCUCGUAGCUGAGAUGUUCUUCUUCGACCAGCGCGGCCACUGUAUGAUGUUCUUUCAUGUAGCCUUGGCAUCAGGUCUCUUCUUGGGACCCCUGAUCAACGCCUACAUCGUUGGACUACAUGGCUGGCGCUGGAGCUGUGGCUUCAUCGCCAUCUUCUCUGGCGUCUUGCUCAUUUGCACCUUCUUCCUUGUUCGAGAAACGCAAUACACCAGACCACGCAUUCAGCAUUCUGAGGAUAACAUACCAGCCAAGAGAAGCUAUGUCAGAUGGCUCUCUCCGACGAUCGGAUAUAAUCCUCAAGGCCACUUUGUGCGCACAUUCUGGGACAUUUUGCGCAUGGCCACCUACCCACCCGUCUUCUGGGCCGGCAUUCUUAUUGGCUGUUUCGUCGGCUGGACCAUUGUCAUCCAAAUCGCUACAACGCAGACAUUCACCAAAUCACCCUACAAAUGGACCACAGGCGAUGUCGGCUUGUUCUCGCUAUCUGCCUUCAUCGGCGCCAUGUUGUCGUUCUACGCUGGAGGUCGUCUCAUUGAUCUCAUCGCCAAUCGAGCUCGUCGACGUGCUUCGCACCCACGUCCAGAGAUACGCCUAGUCGCUCUGAUCAUCCCAGCCAUUAUCGGCCCGCUAGGAGUCAUCAUAUACGGUCAGUGUGUUGCACACAAAACAACAUGNGUGGGCCCAGCCUUCGGCUUCGGCAUGCACGCUUUCGCUCUCACAGCACUCAGCAAUGUCGUCGUCACCUAUGUGGUCGACUGCUAUUCGCAAUUUGCUGGUGAGGCACUAGUGAUUGUGUUUGUGAUCCGCAAUGCCAUUGCUUGUGUUUUGAGUAUGUACUCCAGUGAUUGGAUUGCUGAACAAGGUGCUUCGAUUGUAUUUGGCGAGAUGGCAGCUAUACAGUACUUCUUGCUGUUGUUUGCCGUGCCGCUUUAUUUCUGUGGCCCUGCGUUGCUCAAGUUUACAGCUACCUAUGGACCCAUGAUGAGGAUCAGAGAAUAG
Molecule: messenger RNA, 1524 nt
Organism: Aureobasidium musti
Lineage: Eukaryota; Fungi; Ascomycota; Dothideomycetes; Dothideales; Saccotheciaceae
Source: the annotation of a GenBank genome assembly